Molecule: messenger RNA, 1494 nt
Organism: Drosophila novamexicana
Lineage: Eukaryota; Metazoa; Arthropoda; Insecta; Diptera; Drosophilidae
Exons: 4
Coding region: 206-1267 (353 amino acids)
Source: RefSeq, a predicted model, not a curated record
AAAUUAUUCAGGGUAAAAAUUUCAUUUUAUUUUCAACAAUCGAUUCGGAAUUUUCUAUCGUCAAAAAAGAAAAAAAUUCUCUCCGCGCAGACGAGGGAAAUUGCGCCAUUUACUGGUCAAGUGCAAUAUCCAAAUUGACUAAUUUAAGCUAUAUCUAAAUUUAAUUUUGAGCGUACACACGACCACAUAAACAUAUCCAACCAAAAUGGCCAAAAAGAAGGGUAAGAAGGGCAAGAAGGGCAAGAAGAAAGGUGGGGUCAGUUGCCCAAUCAAUAUCAAUGACGCAAUGCUGAGACCAAUGAUGCCAAGAGUUGUACCCGAUUGCGAGGAGUGCUGUCAGUGCCAAUGCGAUUGCGAUUGCAGUCCCGAGAUACAGCCAUGCUUUAUACAGCCGACGCGUCCGGAUCCGGGUCCCGAGGCCUAUGACGAGUUCGAGGCCUGUCUCAAUGGCAGCGGCCUGACAAUACGUGUUUUGAAGAAUACGCACAAAGUCCAGAGCGUUGACGAUGGCGCCGAUGCGAACCUUGGACCCGACGAUGAUCCCGUUUAUAGGUCCAACCUGGAGGACUGCUCAUCGAACAAGUGCCUCAACGAUAUGCUGCAGCGCAGCGACUUUGCUAGAAAGCACAUACAGCGACGCACCUGCGGCCGGAUUGUCAAUCAUCCCAACAUACCUAAGGUUCGCGCGAACAUCAAGUACUCGGGCAAUGAUACCUGCGAAACGGACAACUACUACGUGCCCUUCUCGAAGAUCAAGGAGGCUUGCGAAAAGGAAGAAGCCAAGGUCGAUUGUUAUCGAUCACAGGUGUGCGAUCAGCGGGAGGCCAAGGUCGAAUGCUAUCGCCGGCGUUUGUGCGGCGGCGGAGUACCCGUGAUUCCGGCGAUACCGCCAACGCAGAACCGCCGCAGCUGCUGCAUGCAGGUGGAGGCCAAGGACAUCAAGGACACCAUGAAGGGCGUCGAAUUGGACACCCGUAAGAAGGGCAUAGAGGUGUGUUAUAAAACGUGCGAGGAGACCGACAGCGAUGUGUUCCUCGUCAAGCUGGGCAGCAAAUCGAAGUCUCAGCACAAGAAGAACACCAUUGAGAUCGAGCUGCGGACACCAAAGCAGCCGAUGACAUUGCCCAUGAGCAAGGUGACAACGGAGACGUACGUGACCGAGGCGUUGCUGGACGCUAACAAGGGCAAGAAGCGCAAGGGCAAGAAGGGUAAGAAGGGUAAGAAGGGCAAGGGCAAGGGCAAGGGCAAAGGCAAGAAGAAGAAAUAGUGGAUAGAUAGUGAUUAUCGAAGGCACAAGCAGCAACCCAUCGUCAAAUCCUGGUAGACAUAUAUAUAUAUAGCAUAUAUAAGUCCAGGAAGCCUGCCCAGUUAUAUAUAAUAUUGCCAACCUUUACCCUAAGAAACACUGUUACACAACAUCUGGAUUCGAAAUUAUUUAUAGUUUUAGGUCAUUUAGCCAGCACCCGGAAUGAAGGAAUACAAUUGUCUAAUGAA